AAUAUUGUGUAGGUGGGAGAUCAGUUAUUGUUGUACUUUCUUCGGAGUUUUCCUUUUAGUCAAUGUUUAUGUUUAGGGUUGUUUUUGAGAGCGUUGUGAAAAAUAUUUUAUAAAUCUAUAAAGAAAUUAUUCUAGUGAAGAAUUAGCCCAAAAUGGCCCUUAAUCCGCCACUUUUUUUCGGUAUCCAGAGUACUGCUGGUGCAGUGCCCGUUCGCAAUGAAAAGGGCGAACUUUCUAUGCAAAAGGUAAAAGUACGGAGAUAUGUAUCGGGAAAGAGGCCAGAUUAUGCUCAAGAUCUCCGUUCAGAUAGUGAAAGCGACGAGGAUGAUUUUUUGGAAAGAAGACACAUUCCCAGAGAACCAUCACCUGAACGUCCAGUCGACAGCGAUGAAGAAGAAUUAAAUGAUCCCAGGUUAAAACGUCUAAAAAAUGUCGAAAUCGAUACCGAAGUUCGGCCAGAACGUCGCAGACACGUCUUUGAGGCAGAAGUCUUAGAAUCUUCUGAAGACGAGGAUGGAGAAGAUGAAAAUGUCACCUUGACAGAACAAAAGCACACUUUGGAAGCAGGCCCAGAUGAUGAAGCAUCUGAAGAGGAACUAAGUGAUGGAGAAAUUGAAAGAAGAAGAGAGCAACUGAAAAACAAGAUUGCCAAGACCCGCAUUGAAGAUGAAGAUCUUAAGCAAGAAGAAGACAGCUCUUCAGAAGAAGAAGAGUCUGAAGAGUACACAGACUCUGAAGAGGAAACUGGUCCAAGGCUGAAGCCAGUUUUUGUGAGGAAAAAGGACAGAAUUACUAUUAUUGAGAAGGAAAAGGAAGCGGCUAGGCAAAGAAGGAUUGAAGAAGAUGAAACUAGAAAAGCAGAAGACAGGCGAAGACAAACUCUCAAAAUCGUUGAAGAUUUAAUCAGAAACAAAAAGGACAACAAAGAAAAAGAUACAAAUGAACCCAACUUAAACGACGUGUGCACUGACGACGAAAAUGACGAAGUCGAGUAUGAAGCAUGGAAGCUAAGAGAACUAAAGCGUAUAAAACGUGAUAGAGAGGAACGCGAAGCUAUAGAAAAGGAGAAGUUAGAGAUAGAAAAAUUGCGAAAUAUGACCGAAGAAGAGCGUCGUUUAGCACUAAGACUAAACCCAAAGCAAGUCACAAACAAAGCAGCAAAAGGAAAAUACAAAUUUCUACAAAAAUACUAUCAUCGUGGUGCGUUUUAUUUGGACAAAGAGGAGGAAAUAUUCAAGAGGGACUUUGCCCAGGCUACUUUGGAAGAUCACUUUGAUAAAACCAUUCUGCCGAAAGUUAUGCAAGUUAAAAACUUUGGAAGGUCCGGACGUACGAAAUAUACACAUUUGGUGGACCAAGAUACUACUCAUUUCGAUUCGCCUUGGUCUCUCGAAAACCAACAGAAUACCAAGUUCUACAGUUCCCAAGCUGGUGGUGUCAAACAAAUAUUCGAAAAACCUUCUUUGAAAAAAAAGAAGGCAUAAAAAAUUGUAUUUAAUAUUAAUAUUGUUGUAAGCAUAAGUAAAAUAUAGGUCUAUAAUAUGUAAUUUGUACAAACUAUGGAGGUAUUAUAACUUUUGUCCAGGAAAAUAGGAUUUUUUUCCCUAUUGUCGCAUAUUAUAUGACAAUAUUGUUAUAGAAAUAAAAUAGCAAGCUAUUUUGAACACA
This is a messenger RNA of Anthonomus grandis grandis, 1668 nucleotides long. It is a transcript of the gene Mfap1, whose product is annotated as microfibrillar-associated protein 1. The transcript has 4 exons. Lineage: Eukaryota; Metazoa; Arthropoda; Insecta; Coleoptera; Curculionidae. Gene Ontology annotation, molecular function: RNA binding. Gene Ontology annotation, biological process: mRNA splicing, via spliceosome. Gene Ontology annotation, cellular component: U2-type spliceosomal complex. The record is from RefSeq and is a predicted model, not a curated record. The coding region runs from base 153 to 1484 and encodes 443 amino acids.